AUGACAACAACGAUGAAUACAGAUGAAAAUCUUACGUUAAAAAAUACGACACUAUCAUCACCGAUGUUAAUGUCAGUAUCACAAACGUCAACAUUAUUACCAUUCCAUGCAUUUGAAAUUGAACCAAGCAACCAAACAAAUAAUAAAAUGCAUUCUGAGGAGCCAGAAGUUGACAACGUAAAUGACAGUGAUAUUACUUCAACUGAUAUAUCAUCAAAUAGAAAUAAUAACGAAUCUAUGAUACAAGAUGAUAGCAAUGGAGAAGGUAUUGAGCAAGAUUCGACAUUAUCAUUGAUAAAUGAAGAAAAUGAUAGCGAAGAAUUUGAAUCAGCAAUAGUUGAUGUAGCAACAACUGAAGAAAUAGAAUCAGUACAAAGUGAAUUGGAAUCAAAAUCACAACAACAACAAGGGGAAGGAGAACUAGGAAUUAUUCAUAAUGAAGACGAAAUACAAUCAGAAAAAAAUAUAACGGAAAUGGAUGAUAUGAUUGAUGAGGAGGAAACUGAUGAAGAUAUGAAACAAGAAAUUUUUGAUUCUGAUAAUACUACUUCAGUAACAUCUUUGGAAGCGCAAACAACAAAAGAAAUGACGGAAGAGGUAAAAUGA
Messenger RNA from Loa loa (African eye worm), 606 nucleotides. RefSeq lists its product as hypothetical. Bases 1 to 606 code for a protein of 201 amino acids. NCBI's taxonomy places the organism in Eukaryota, Metazoa, Nematoda, Chromadorea, Rhabditida, Onchocercidae. The transcript is spliced from 6 exons. The record is from RefSeq and is a predicted model, not a curated record.